This is a messenger RNA of Cornus florida, 1260 nucleotides long. RefSeq lists its product as uncharacterized. Lineage: Eukaryota; Viridiplantae; Streptophyta; Magnoliopsida; Cornales; Cornaceae. The record is from RefSeq and is a predicted model, not a curated record. Bases 1 to 1260 code for a protein of 419 amino acids. The transcript is spliced from 4 exons.
AUGGAGUGUCAUCCAUCAACAGCAGUUCAAGCAUUCAAGUUAGCAAUGAACCGAGGGACACCAAUCCACACAAGUCUGGUGGUGAAUACACCAAAGACCAUGGAUGAGCUGAAUGAGAGAGCUGACAGUUUCGUGCGUUUGGAAGAAGAAGAAACAACUAAUGCAAGGAAGACAUCUAUUAUCUCCACAGAGGAGAAGUCCAAAGCCAAGAUUCGGCAAAAGCAAGCUCCGCAGUGUCAGACCUCCUGGAAGGAACUUAAGGAGGCAAGUGGAGAUGAUGAUCGCAAGGGGAGAAUUUACAAGAUAUGUUCAAGGGCCAGCGCAAGACCAGAAUCGACCAGCUUAGCAAGAUUCGAUGGAAAGCGAGUCGAACCGAUCGGCACAGUAGAAUUGCUUGUUCAAGCUGCCGAGAGAGAACUUUUCGAAAGCUUUGUGGUAAUGGAGAUUUACCCAUCUUAUAAUCUGCCGAUGGGGAAAGGAUGGAUUCAUAGAGUCCAGGGAGUCCCAUCGACCCUGCACCAAGUGAUGAGAUGUCUGAGUCCGGAUAGAAAUAAGGUGAUUGAUAUCUAUGGGGACCAGAAGCCUCCUCCCAGCACGAAUGGGGAGGAAGAGCCUCCGGUGUUGACCGAGGAACCUCUAGCUGAUGUUCAAAUUAAUCAUUUGAGGCCAGACCGAACCACAAAAAUAGGUUCAGGGCUUGGUAAAGAAGAGAAACGCCAGUUGAUUGAUUUCUUUUCCCAGAACGUGGAUGUGUUCGCUUCGAGCCAUUCUGACAUGCCGGGAAUCGACCUCUCAGUCUCUUGUCAUUCCCUUCAUGUAUAUCCGAACGUUAAACCUGUACGGCAGAAGCAAAGAAGGUUCGCCCCGGAGCGCAACCAGAUCAUUGCGGAUGAAGUUGAUAGAUUUUUAGAGGCUGGGUUCAUUAGAGAGGUUCAGUACCCGAUCUGGCUAUCGAACGUGGUUGUAGUGCAAAAGAUGAAUAGAAAGUGGAAGGUUUGCAUUGACUUCACCAAUCUGAAUAAAGUCUGCCCGAAGGAUAGCUUUCCUCUUCCAAAGAUUGAUCAAAUGGUGGAUGUUACAACGGGGUAUGAACAAUUAACCUUUCUAGAUGCCUAUUCAGGUUACAAUCAAAUCCCAAUGGAUCCGAACGAUGAGGAAAAGACCUCUUUUGUCACUGAACGAGGGACCUACUAUUACAAGAAUCAAAUGGACAAGACUGUUGAAGCUUACAUCGAUGACAUGGCAGUGAAGAGUAAAUAA